CAGGCGUCAAUAACAGGCGUUGAGUCAACGGCGAGAUCAAACCACCCUGGCCAACGGUAUCGUCCACCUCAACACACCACCGUCCAAACAUAACCCCUCUCACACGACCACAUAAUGAAGGUAGACGAGCUCAAGCCGCUCGAGGCGCUUCUCACGGCCGAUUUCCGCCAAAUUGAGCCGCGGCUGCAGGAGCUCGACAAACACCUGAUCCUCCGCACAUACCUCGACGGCUACAUCCUCGGGGAUAUCGACACCAAAAUCUGGCUGGCUCUCCGUGGAAAUCGUGCUGCUGUCUCAUUCAUCAAGCGGGGCAGCCUCGCCAAUCUCGCCCGUUGGUUCCAGUUCAUCGAAGAGAACCACCCCGAGAUCCAGGCCGAGGUCAAGGCCAAGGAUGCCGCCGCGAAGGCCAAGGUUGCUGCCGCUAGCAAGGCCGGCGCGAGUUAUGCCUUGGCCUUGCAAAACUCCGAGAAGGGCGUCGUGACGCGAUUCUUGCCGGAGCCCUCAGGAUACCUGCACAUUGGACACGCCAAGGCUGCCCUUCUCAGCGACUACUUCGCUCACCAAGCGUACAAGGGAACACUGCGCCUUCGUCUCGACGACACCAACCCAUCUAAAGAGAAGCAAGAGUACCAAGAUGCCAUUAUCGAAGAUCUCGCGCUAAUGGGCAUCAAGCCCGACGCGCUAUCUUACACGUCGGAUUACUUCGACUACCUUUACGACAUGUGCGUCCGCCUCAUCAAGGAGGGCCAUGCGUAUGCCGAUGAUACCGACCAGGAGACGAUGCGCGAUGAGCGCUUCAAGGGUAUCGCUUCGAAGCGGCGUGACCGGACCGUGGAGGAGAACCUGCGCAUCUUUGAGGAGAUGAAACAAGGCUCCGAGGAGGGUGUACAGAACUGCAUGCGUGCCAAGCUGUCAGUCGAUAACCCGAACAAAGCGAUGAGAGACCCCGUCAUCUACCGAUGCAACAUUGAGACGCCCCAUCACCGCACCGGCACCAAGUGGAAGAUGUACCCCAUGUACGAUUUUGCAUGCCCUGUUGUCGACAGCCACGAGGGUGUGACGCACGCGCUGAGAGCCACCGAAUACACCGACCGGAACCCCCAGUACCAAUGGUUCUUGGAUACGCUCAAACUCCGCCAAGUUUACAUGUGGGACUUUGCGCGCAUGAACUUCAUCCGGACUUUCCUCUCCAAGCGUAAGCUUGCCAAACUGGUUGACACUGGGAAGGUUUGGGGCUGGGACGACCCACGUAUGCCGACAAUCCGUGGUGUUCGCAGGCGGGGUAUGACUAUUCCUGCUCUGCGCGACUUCAUUCUCAAGCAGGGCCCUAGCCGGAACGUUGUCACCAUGGACUGGACCAACUUCUGGGCCAGCAACAAGAAGGAGAUCGAUCCGAUUGCCCCUCGCCACACCGCCAUCCUGAAGAAGGACAUCGUCAAGGUGACGGUGACAGGCGCCGAGGCCCCCGCGGAGCCCUUCUCGGCCGACAAGCCGAAGCACCCCAAGAACAAGGAUGUUGGGACCAAGAAGGUCACCUUCGGCCCGGAGCUCCUCUUGGACCAGGUCGACGCCAAGAGCUUCAAGGACGGCGAGGAGAUCACCCUCAUGGCCUGGGGCAACGCGUUCGUCCGCCAAAUCUCGGGCGGUGACCCCAUCCCCAGCCUCACCUGCGAGCUGAACCUACAGGGCGACGUCAAGAAGACGGAGAAGAAGGUCACCUGGCUCGCCUCGCAGGGCCAGACGCUGGUGCCUGCCGAGCUGUGGGAUUUUGACUACCUCAUCACCAAGGACGUCCUGCAGGAGGAGGACAACCUGGACGAGUUCCUGACACCCGUCACCGAGACGAUGGACGAUGCGUGGUGUGACGGGGCCGCAGCGGUACUCAAGAAGGACGACAUCAUCCAGCUGGAGCGGCGCGGCUACUACCGUGUGGACAAGGGGCUGAACGACUGGAAGGACGGCGAGGAGGGGCCCAAGGGCAAGAGGCUUGUGCUGUUCUGCAUCCCGACUGGAAAGACGGGGCCGAAAUAGAGAGCUAGGGUACGGACUAGGCAGUUAAAAAGCAAUGUACAAGCGGCGUGUAAGCACACUGGGCAGUUACUCGCGAUGCUUUCGUGAUCUACCUUGCUUCGGAGGCUGCUUCGACUGGUAGCACCGCCUAACGAUGGACUGGCGCCUUAUUUUUCGACAGCCGAGGCUUUUAUCUCAUGAUUUGGUGCAAGAUGUGUGAGCUACCCAUUCCGAGUUGUCUGGGUGUUGGAGGAAACUGUAUCCCAUGUUGGUGUUGGUACGGUCGUCCGCCACAUCACCGAGCGGUGGGACCGGUGCUACUCCUUGGAGGAGCAAGUCGUCUAGGGCCGUCACAAAAUCUUCUAUGCACUUGGCCAUGGCCUUGCUACCACUCUCGACGUUGACCGUAUGACCCUCAUAGUGGCAAUCGCCAUGCUGCCAAAAC
Messenger RNA from Chaetomium fimeti, 2455 nucleotides. Its product is annotated as tRNA synthetases class I, catalytic domain-containing protein. The transcript is spliced from 2 exons. Gene Ontology annotation, cellular component: methionyl glutamyl tRNA synthetase complex; cytoplasm; cytosol. Bases 115 to 2031 code for a protein of 638 amino acids. Gene Ontology annotation, molecular function: glutamate-tRNA ligase activity; ATP binding. Gene Ontology annotation, biological process: glutamyl-tRNA aminoacylation; translation. The record is from RefSeq and is a predicted model, not a curated record. NCBI's taxonomy places the organism in Eukaryota, Fungi, Ascomycota, Sordariomycetes, Sordariales, Chaetomiaceae.